AUAGAUAGAUAGAUAGAUAGAUAGAUAGAUAGAUAGAUAGAUAUGCCACCUGGAUUCUAUAUUUGCCUGUCUUGGAUCAUGGCAGUUAAAUUUGCAUCUACCUUUUCUGAAAGUCAACAGUUAGACCCUGUCUGCCCUCUUGGAUACUUCCCUUGUGGCAACAUCACUAAGUGUCUUCCCCAGUAUAUGCACUGUAAUGGUGUGGAUGAAUGUGGAAACCAGGCGGAUGAAGACAACUGUGGAGACAACAAUGGAUGGUCCCAGCAGCUCGAUAAACUUUAUGAGAAACACUAUGAAAAGAUAGGCAUGAAUUUUUUUGAAUCUAUCCAGAAAAAUGCAGAAUGCUUGCUUGGUUCGGUGCCAGCGCAAUGUUUGUGCCGAGGUUUAGAACUUGACUGUGAUGGAGCCAAAUUACGCACUGUCCCUUCAGUCUCUUCCAAUGUGACCAUGAUGUCAUUGCAGAAUAACAUGUUGAAAAAACUUGACAGCGACGGUUUUCGCCUAUUUCCAGAUUUACGCAACCUGUAUCUGCAACACAAUAAAAUCAAGACUGUGUCUGUGCAUGCUUUUCGAGGACUGCACAAUCUGACAAAGCUGUAUUUAAGUCACAACACAAUAACCACACUUAAACCAGGAGUGUUUGAGGACCUUCGUCGUCUGGAAUGGUUAAUAAUAGAAAAUAAUAAAAUUACUCGGAUCUCUCCUCAAACAUUUCAAGGACUGAAUUCGCUUAUACUUUUAGUAAUGCUGAACAAUCUCCUUGGUCGUUUGCCCGACAAGCCUUUAUGUCAACACAUGCCUAAAUUAAACUGGCUAGACUUUGAAGGCAAUAAUAUCCACAGUUUAAGGAACACAACUUUCAUAUCUUGUACAACCUUGACUGUCUUAGUUCUGCGAAAAAACAGAAUAAGCACAAUCAAUGAGAACACGUUUUCAUCACUUCCCAGGCUGGAUGAGCUAGACUUGGCUAAUAAUAGAAUUGAAGUAUUCCCCCCUUCUCUACUGAAGGAUGUAAAAGACUUGUCACAGCUAAACAUUUCAUAUAACCCCAUCCAGAAGAUCCAAGUUGAUCAAUUUGAUUUUGUACUUAAACUCAAAUCACUAAGCUUGGAGGGAAUUGAAAUCCCAAAUAUUCAAAGAAGAAUGUUUAUGCCGCUUGGAAAUCUCACUCACAUAUACUUUAAGAAAUUCCAGUACUGUGGCUUUGCUCCCCAUGUACGGAACUGUAAGCCAAAUACAGAUGGAAUUUCAUCUCUGGAAAACCUGCUUGCAAGUAUUGUUCAGCGAGUGUUUGUGUGGGUUGUUUCUGUGAUAACCUGCUUUGGAAACAUCUUUGUCAUCUGUACGCGGCCUUACAUCAGAUCUGAGAACAAACUCCAUGCCACGUCCAUCAUCUCGCUAUGUUGUGCUGAUUGCUUAAUGGGAGUCUAUUUAUUUGUCAUUGGAUAUUAUGACCUUAAAUACCGGGGGGAGUACAAUGAAAAUGCUCAAGCGUGGAUGGACAGCACACAGUGCCGCAUGGUUGGGUCUUUAGCUAUCCUCUCUACCGAAGUAUCUGUUCUGCUUCUUACAUACUUGACUUUGGAAAAGUAUAUUUGCAUUGUAUACCCCUUUCGAUGCCUAAAGCCCGGGAAAUGCAGGACAGUCACCAUGCUGAUACUCAUCUGGAUUAUUGGAUUUAUUAUUGCCUUCAUACCACUAAGCAAUACAGCGUUUUUUCACAACUAUUAUGGAACUAAUGGUGUCUGCUUUCCUCUGCAUUCAGAGCAACCAGAAAGCACAGCAGCCCAGAUAUACUCUGUCAUUAUCUUUCUAGGAGUAAACCUGGCAGCCUUCAUCGUCAUUGUGUUCUCCUACAGCAGUAUGUUCUAUAGUAUUCACCGGACUGCCAUCAUGGCAACAGAAAUACACAACCACGUCAAGAAAGAAAUGACCCUGGCCAAACGCUUCUUCUUUAUUGUCUUCACGGAUGCUCUAUGCUGGAUACCGAUUUUCAUACUAAAACUUCUUUCGCUACUUCAGGUGGAAAUCCCAGGGUCCAUCAGUUCCUGGGUAGUGAUUUUCAUACUGCCAAUUAACAGCGCUCUCAAUCCGAUUCUCUACACCAUAACAACGCGACCAUUUAAAGAGAUGAUUUGCCAGAUAUGGAACAACUACAAACAAAGACAGUCGGUCGGAAGUAAAAGCAGCCAAAAGGCCUAUUCACCUUCCUUUUUCUGGGUCGAAAUGUGGCCUUUGCAAGACAUUUCCCCGGAAAUGAUGAAACCGGGAAUUUACACAGACUCUGAAAUGUCAGUCUCAACACACUCAACGAGACUAAGUUAUGCUUAG
Messenger RNA from Spea bombifrons (plains spadefoot toad), 2331 nucleotides. RefSeq names its product relaxin family peptide receptor 1 (gene RXFP1). Gene Ontology annotation, cellular component: membrane. The transcript is spliced from 18 exons. Gene Ontology annotation, molecular function: G protein-coupled receptor activity; protein binding. The record is from RefSeq and is a predicted model, not a curated record. Gene Ontology annotation, biological process: G protein-coupled receptor signaling pathway. The coding region runs from base 43 to 2331 and encodes 762 amino acids. Lineage: Eukaryota; Metazoa; Chordata; Amphibia; Anura; Pelobatidae.